Molecule: messenger RNA, 1047 nt
Organism: Clarias gariepinus (North African catfish)
Lineage: Eukaryota; Metazoa; Chordata; Actinopteri; Siluriformes; Clariidae
Gene: gjd6
Product: gap junction protein delta 6
Exons: 1
Coding region: 1-1047 (348 amino acids)
Biological process (GO): cell communication
Cellular component (GO): connexin complex
Source: RefSeq, a predicted model, not a curated record
AUGACCGAGUGGACGCUGCUGAAGCGGCUCCUUGAUGCCGUUCACCAGCAUUCGACCCUGAUUGGCCGGAUCUGGCUGACGGUAAUGGCAAUUUUUCGGUUGCUGGUGGUUGCUGUGGCGGCAGAAGAUGUGUACGCGGAUGAACGUACCAUGUUUGUGUGUGACACGCUGCAGCCGGGCUGUUCCAAUGUGUGCUACGAUGCCUUUGCUCCAAUCUCUCAGCCACGCUUCUGGGUCUUCCAUAUUGUUGCUGUGUCAACGCCGUCACUCUUCUUCAUUCUGUACACCUGGCAUAACCUUUCCAAAAUGGCACCUGGACAAAACACAGAUGAGUGUGUACGGAGCUGUAAUUCUGAAAGCUGCUCCAUCACCUCUCAUCACCACCCAAGAGACAAGGUGGUCGAUGUUCUGGAAAAAAGCAUCUGUGUUUCCCUAAAUCACAGCGCUCUUAUCCAUAAACAUGUCUCACUAACAAGAGGUUCCUCAGGUGUCCUUUCCAAAGCCUACGUGCUCCACGUGUGUUUUCGUGCUGCAUUGGAGCUGGCAUUCCUUUCCCUUCAGUGGCUGAUGUUCGGGUUCCGCGUCCCAGUUCGUUUCACAUGUGCCGUCCGUCCUUGUCCUCAACGCGUGGACUGCUACGUUUCACGUCCCACAGAGAAGAGUAUCUUCCUCAUCUUUAUGUUCUGUGUGGGUGUCUUCUGCAUCUUGCUAAACUUCCUGGAGCUCAAUCAUCUCGGCUGGAAGAAGAUCAGAAGAUCAAUGAAGGUAAAGGAAGGAUGGAGGAGCAGUAAUUAUGGAGCCAUAAAUGACAACAGGCGCUCUGGGACGAACAGUACGACGUCUCUGCCUACACUGGAGCUGCUUGUGGAGAAUCAGCCUGAGUGGACAUGCGCAGGAAAUGAGUGCUGCUCACCCUUAAAACACGAGAAAGAAAAGCCUAAAAAGUCACAGCAGAAAGAGCGACACAAUGCAGCACAAGUGAUUUCGGGAAAAACACAAUCACAUAAAGGAAAAGUGUCCAAACGAAGUGCUGAAAUCUGGAUAUAA